AUUUUGAUUGUGACACGCGCUGAGGGUGGAAGUUGAAGGGGAACAUGGCAGCCGGUGUCAGCGUUAAACUCGGGUCGCUGAGCAGCAGGACGUCGCUGUCCCUCGCCCUCCGCAGAAAGACGUCCCCCGCCGGCGUCUCCGUCCGGAGGGCGGCCAGCGGCGGGACGGUGGACUCUCGACAGGACGAGAAGUUCUGUCUGGAGCUGGUCAGGUCCAGAGACUACGACGGUUUCGUGUCCUCACUCCUCCUCCCAGAGGAGGCCCGGCGCUCCUCUCUGGCCCUGAGAGCCUUCAACGUGGAGCUGGCACAGGUGAAGGACUCGGUUUCCCAGAAGACCAUUGGCCUGAUGCGGAUGCAGUUCUGGAAGACGGCCAUAGAGGAGAUCUACAGAGACGAGCCUCCGAACCAGCCGGUCACCACCGAGCUGUGGAGGGCGGUGAAGAAACACUACCUGACGAAGAGAUGGCUACUGAGGAUCAUAACAGAUCGAGAAAAGGAUCUGGAUGACCGAGCGUACAGGAACCUUCAGGAGCUGGAGACGUAUUCAGAGAACACACAAUCGUCCUUGAUCUACCUGCUGCUCGAGUGUUUAGGUUUGAAAAAUGUCCACGCCGACCAUGCAGCGAGUCACAUCGGGAAAGCUCAGGGGAUCACCACGUGUCUGAGAGCGACUCCGUAUCACAGCAGCCGGCGUAAAGUCUACCUGCCGAUGGACGUCUGCAUGUUGCACGGAGCUUCUCAGGAGGACUUCAUCCGCGGCAGCCAGGAGCAGAACGUCCGGGACGUUGUGUACGACAUCGCCAGUCAGGCUCACGUACAUUUACAACACGCGCGUUCUUUCAGCGAUAACGUUCCAGCAGCCGCCACGCCGGCCUUCCUGCAGACGGUGGUGUUGGAGGACUACCUGCAGAGAGUGAGGAGGGCAGACUUUGACGUGUUCCAUCCCAGUCUGCGGAACCGAAACCCCCUCCUCCCCGUCCAGCUGUACCUGCGCUCCUGGAAGAAGACGUACUGACGUCCAUCCGACCCCCCCAUCCUGUCCCACGUCUCCAGUGAGUCCAGGUCCGAAGUCUGUUCUGAACCACAGAAACACUGAGACGGUCACAGCAGAGAGAUUAGAAACCUUUUCCACAAACAUCCAUCACAGUUCACACAUGAACUUCCUGCUUCAACUUUCACCAAUACAUUUCCCUCACUUCCUCUCACGGGGUCUCCGCGGUUGUGAAGAACGAGACAAAUGUGCUCUGCAGCGACUGAGCAGUCGAUUCAAUCAAAUACAAAUCUUCCGUUUAUGUAAAUUAUCCCCCCUUAAAAAGCUUUACAGCACAAGUUAUGGAUUAUUUGUUCUUUCCUUCUUUUUUCCCUCUUCUGGAAGCAGAAUUAUUCAGAGAGCAGAGGGGAAAGAUAACAGAUUACAGCUUUUCCUCAUUCAAAUUUGACUCGUAACCAAACAAAAGGACACUCAGAGGAGAGGACUGACGGAAGAUAAUAAGAUGGAUGGCAAACACGCAGCGGCUAAUACUGUAAGCAGCACUUUACCUUUUUGAGUGGCCUGGAUACAAAGUGAACCAAAGUUUCCUGCUGUGCCCAGACUCUUCCAUCCGGCUGCUCGUGUUGGAAUCUCAACCAAACUGAGGCCGGAGUGGGAAUGGAAGCUGUUGCACGUCAGUGUGGCUGGCAAAGCGACGCACUGGUGGACUGGAGGACCAAUCGAUGCUGAGACGGUGAAUCAUCAAUUAACCUCAAAUUAAACACAAUCAUGUCAUGUCAUGUUGUUUCGGCAUCUAAAGGAACGCCACCAGUAUGUUAAAAAUAAAGUAUUAGAGAGACAA
This is a messenger RNA of Scophthalmus maximus (turbot), 1833 nucleotides long. It is a transcript of the gene ndufaf6, whose product is annotated as NADH:ubiquinone oxidoreductase complex assembly factor 6. Gene Ontology annotation, biological process: biosynthetic process; mitochondrial respiratory chain complex I assembly. The transcript has 9 exons. Gene Ontology annotation, cellular component: mitochondrion. The record is from RefSeq and is a predicted model, not a curated record. Lineage: Eukaryota; Metazoa; Chordata; Actinopteri; Pleuronectiformes; Scophthalmidae. The coding region runs from base 45 to 1016 and encodes 323 amino acids.